UUCUGGCUUAAGCAAUACACUCGCCGAUAAAAAACAUCGUUAUUUACUGUCGAUAGUGAAAUAGUUUCCUGCCGUGCGAUAGUUUCCCAUAAAGUAUGUAUUUUAUAACGAUCGCACUUCUCAGUGUUUACGGUCAGUCGGACGCGCGCCAUCAAAGCGUCAACUUGAAUCUAGAAACUUCUUUACUUUUCGAGCCGGGAGAUGAAAACAGUACGUUAUUCUUGGAAAAAAUACAGAACCUCUUAGAUCAGAUAAAACAUGCCAUAUCCGCUAAACCGGUGUUCAGGAAUCGAGAUGACGACGUAUUUACGAAUUUCCUCAAUAAUUUCUUAAAUGUACUAGUGAAAUACGACGGCAAAGAUCUGAAAAUGUUCAUCCAGAAAUUGAAUAUAGUGUUUAAAAAAAUGUUCAAUAGUAACGUUAUAUUUAGCGAAAAUUCAAAAUCAAUAAUACAGGACUUUUUAAAAGAGCACGCGUAUAAAGAGUCGGAUGAAUUAAAAAGUUACGUCAGAAUGACCACAGAUAAUAAAAACGACAUUUUGUUGUUCGCGUUGAAAGAAUUUAAUAAGUUCUAUAAUAAAAAUGACGCGCACAAAAUGGACGACGUCAUUACGAGACUGGAUAAAAAAAUAAAGAAAAACAUGUCAAAAAUAAUAAAGCAAGCUUUAAACAUAAUGUUUGUUGAUAAAUUUAAAGAACUCGACGAAACAAUGAGAAACGAAUUUAAAACAAUUCUGGAUACGUUUUUGAAAAACUUUUCAAAGAACGGCAAAUCUAACUUGGAUGUUAUCGACGAGAUUUUAAAUAUUUUCGUAAAACAAACUAACGAAACUAACUACGACAGUGAGGGGACCGGGAAGGAGUUAGAAAAAAAUAUAGUCCUAGGUGACGUAGAGAUAUUAGUUAGAAACGAGAAAAAUAAUGAAUAAAAGGCAAAAAGACCACUCAAUAUUUAAUCAUAUUAAGUUUUAAGUCAUUGAUUUUAUUAAAAACAUACAUUAUAUUAAUUACACUUGAAGGCUGAAUGAAAUGAAACACA
Danaus plexippus (monarch butterfly) is the source of this 1039-nucleotide messenger RNA. RefSeq lists its product as uncharacterized. Lineage: Eukaryota; Metazoa; Arthropoda; Insecta; Lepidoptera; Nymphalidae. Bases 96 to 929 code for a protein of 277 amino acids. The record is from RefSeq and is a predicted model, not a curated record. The transcript is spliced from 2 exons.